Messenger RNA from Charadrius vociferus (killdeer), 2787 nucleotides. It is a transcript of the gene KIF18A, whose product is annotated as kinesin family member 18A. Lineage: Eukaryota; Metazoa; Chordata; Aves; Charadriiformes; Charadriidae. The record is from RefSeq and is a predicted model, not a curated record. Bases 1 to 2787 code for a protein of 928 amino acids. The transcript is spliced from 16 exons. Gene Ontology annotation, molecular function: microtubule motor activity; ATP binding; microtubule binding. Gene Ontology annotation, biological process: microtubule-based movement.
AUGUCUGCUGCUAAGGAAGAAGAUGUCUGUAAUCACGUGAAAGUGGUGGUCCGUGUCCGUCCAGAGUCUCAAAAGGAAAAAGAUGGCAACUUUAGCAGAGUUGUUCAUGUUGUUGACCAGCAUAUAUUGGUCUUUGAUCCGAAGGAGGAAGAGGUUAGCUUCUUUCAAGGGAAGAGACUGACCCAUAGAGAUAUUAAUAAAAGGAAAAACAAAGAUCUUAAAUUCGUGUUUGAUGCUGUUUUUGCUGAAAGUUCAUCCCAGUUGGAAGUUUUUGAGCAUACUACCAAAACUGUAAUUGAUGGCUUCUUAAAUGGAUAUAACUGCACAGUGCUUGCAUAUGGUGCAACGGGAGCUGGAAAGACUUACACAAUGUUAGGUUCCCCUGAAGAUCCUGGAGUGAUGUAUUUAACCAUGAUGGCACUUUAUAAUUGCAUGGAUCAAAUAAAAGAAGAUAAAAUAUGUAAUGUUGCUGUGUCUUAUUUAGAGAUCUACAAUGAACAGAUCCGUGACUUGCUGGUAAACUCGGGACCUCUGGCUGUUCGUGAAGAUACCCAGAAAGGGGUGGUAGUUCAAGGGCUAACAUUACAUCAGCCUAAAUCGGCAGAAGAAAUCCUUCAAAUGUUAGAUUACGGAAAUAAAAAUAGGACACAGCAUCCCACAGAUGUAAAUGCCUCCUCUUCCCGGUCCCAUGCUGUCUUUCAGAUUUAUCUAAGGCAGCAAGAUAAACCAGCUAGUAUUAAUCAAAAUGUUCGCAUUGCCAAAAUGUCUCUCAUUGACCUGGCAGGAUCUGAACGUGCCAGUGCAACAAAUGCGAAGGGGGCUCGUUUUAGAGAAGGAACAAAUAUUAACCGCUCCCUGCUAGCUCUUGGAAAUGUCAUUAAUGCCUUGGCAAAUCCAAAGAGCAAGAAACAGCACAUUCCUUAUCGAAACAGCAAGCUUACUCGUUUAUUGAAAGAUUCUCUUGGAGGAAACUGCCGAACAAUAAUGAUAGCUGCUGUUAGUCCAUCUUCUAUGUUCUAUGAUGACACAUACAAUACGCUUAAAUAUGCAAACCGCGCAAAGGAUAUUAAGUCUUCUUUGAAGAGCAAUGUUGUUAGUUUGGACAGUCACAUCAGCCAGUAUGUUAAAAUUUGCAACGAACAAAAGAAAGAGAUCCUAAUGUUGAAAGAGAAACUGAGAGAAUAUGAAGAAAAGCAACCAAGCAUUCCUGAAAAUAGUAAUGCAGCAGUACUUUCAAACAACCAGCAAGUGGAAAUACAAAGAUACAAAGAAAUCCUUAAAAAUGUGUUUGCAAACCGUGAGGAAAUCAGAAAAGAGUACCUCAAGUUGGAAAUGCAACUGAAAGAAAACGCACUGAAGACAUAUUACCAGAAACAAUGUCAUGAACAAAUUCAACUGAUGUGCUCUGAAGAAAGAGUAGAAAAGGCUACUUGCAAGCGGGAUCAAAGGCUUGCAAUGCUUCGAACCCACCGCAUACACAUGCAGAAGAAGAAAGAAGAGGAGGUCGAACACUUUGAGGAAAAUAACAAUUGGCUGCAUCGUGUUGAAAAUGAAAUGCGCCUCCUGGGUCAAGAUGGGUGUAUUCCAAAGGAACUUGGUAAAGAUCUGCAGUGUUGCCAUUUAAACCUAGAAGUUAAGGACCUGAAAGCCCAGAUUGAGCACAUGUUAUCUCUGGUGUCCCUUCAAGAUCAGCACUAUAAGCAGACAGAAAAAGUACUAAAUACUUUGCUUCCAUUUCUUCGCAAGCAAUACCUGACUUUGAAAGAAGCUGGGUUGACAAAUAAUUUAACUGAGACUGAAUUUGGGGAGGUUGAGCAGCUGAUUCAACGACAAAAAUCAGUAGUUUGGGCUGACCAGACUGAAGAAAAAGAACAAAAUCAAAACCAUGAACUAAAGUUGUCAGCUAUCUUUGCAUUCCCACAACUUGUGAACAGACCAAACACCCCGUGCCGUACAACUUUUGGUACACCGUCACAAGGAAUGAAUAACAAUACACAACAAAUAGUAGAAUGUGCAGUACCACCACAGAAAAGAACUAGGCGGAAGCUAAUGGACUCUCCAAUCACAGCUCAAAGUCCUGUUGCAUCCAAGCAAUCCAGUCUCCAUCUGGAGGAUUCUCUUACCAAGGAGGUCCGCCCUAUUGUGUAUACGCCAGAAUUGUGCAGAAAGCCAGCACAAAGCUGCUGUACACAAAUUGUGGUAAAGAAACCUUUGCGCCUUGCAGGCCUUCAGGAAACCAGUAUAUGUAAUAUAGACAUGCCAGUGAAAAAGGCGAGUAUUAUGGACUCUACAUGUGACAUAAUCCCAGAGUGCGAUGAAGAUGACAUGAACUCAACAGUAAUUCUCUAUGAAGAGACUGGUGAAACAAGCGAAACAUCUACGGACUUAUCCAUGAAGGAGUCACAGCCACGGGGCGCUAGCAUUCUGCAAAGACUUGGUCUCUCUUCCUUAAAAACCAAAAAUCCUACUUCAGUACUUGAAAAGCCCUCAUAUAUGGCAAUGACUUCUGCUGCUGCGAGAAAAAGAAAGGUGUUAAGUUCUACAUCAAACACUGGGUUAGGCAGCCUGCAAGACCCUGUUUCUGCAAAACGCAUUCGACAAGAGAGCCAUAGAGCUUUGCGAGUACCCAAAAUAGCAGGAAUUAAAACGAGGAGCUGGAAGCAAGAACAGGAUGUGCCAAGAAACCUAGUUAGAAGCCUUUCUGAAGGAAAUGUAGCAUUGGGUGUUAAAUCAAGGACAUCAAAAAAUCUUUUACUUCAUGUUUGCAAGAAAAAAAGUAGGAUUUAA